AUGUCCACCCAGAUCGAGGCUAGGUCUCUGGCCUCGCUCAACUACCUAGCGGCCAAUCCGCCGCAAUACCCUCACAAUCCAGCCGGCGAACGUCAAGAUCCCUUGACUCUCUACAUCUCCCGCGUCCCAGGCACGCGAGACAUCAUCCUCACAACCGCCAAACCUCACCCCAAAAACGUCACCAGCGAAGAUGUCGCCAACUCCUUCUACUACAUCCACCUAGAACUCCCCGGCGAGGGCAACCGCCCCUACGAGCCGGGCGCCCUGCAAGCCCACCUCCGCAACAACCCGGACACCCCCAGGUCGAGCAUGGACAGCACCCGCAGCGGCAACCAGAUCCGGAGGAAGCCCCUGCCCGCCGGCGCCAAGGUCCCCUCGCCGCCCGCCGACCCCGCCCGGUCCUACCCCCUACCCGGCUCCCACCCGGCCGCCGGCGGCUACGGCAACGGCUACGUCCACGACCCGGACUCCGAGCUGCGGCCGGACCUGCCUCCGAGACCCCUGUCCUACUCGCCCCCGGCGCCGGUCCGCAAACCCGUCGGCCCCCGUGCCAUCCCGACCCCGGCCCCCGACUACCACCAGCACCAGCACCACCACGAAGCCCCUCACACCCCGGACGCUCGUCGAACAUCACCGGGAGCCUCGCCGCAGCGCAUACCGCAGGAAGACCGCCGCUCCCGGUCCCGCGCGCCGACGACAACAUCCCAACUCCGCCAGCUCUCGCGGUCCCCCUCGCCCAACCGCUUCCACAACACCACCGCCGUCCCCUUCACCCUCUCCCUCAUCCGCCGCGACCCGAGCACGGGCAACCAGUGGAACAUCGGCCGCGUCUCGUCCCACCAGCUCGAAGACUCGGGCGAGGAGUACGAGUACUUCUCCUUCGACUCGGCGGGUCUCUCCGCCCACGACCGCCGCCGCGCCAACGCGCCCCAGCCCCCCAUCAGCAUCCGCCUCGAGUCCUCGGGCUACGCAAAGUUCAGACACAUGCCCCUCCGCCAGAGCCUCGACAUGCCCCGGACGUCGACCUCCUCGAUCCCCUUCGCCAACUCGGAAGACGCCAUGAACUGGCACCAGCAGCAGCAGCAACAGCAGACGCUGCAGCACCCGGUGGAGGGCGGCUUCAACAGACAGGUCGUGAUGGCGUACACCAAGUCGUGGACGACCAACAUCCGCGAAAAGUUCAACUCGCGCUCGCGGUCCGGCAGCAUCGACGAUCCUCAACCGCCGGGGCCGGCCUACGGCACCUCCCCCGCGCGCUCCAAGCGCCACUCGCGCCAGCUGAGCGCGCACUCGACGGGCUCCGCGUCGUCCAACGGCAGCGACUCGGGCCCGAUCAUCACGCAGCCCGGCCACGGCCUCCGUCCGCGCGGCUACGUCUUCGUAUCGCCCUGGGACGGCCGCUGCGAGUUCCGCACGGGCAACGCGGGGCGCAGCGUCAAGUGCAGACACGUGCUGCCGCACGCCGGCGGUCUGAGCAACCCGCUCGCGCCGUCGGGGUCGUCGUCCAGCUCGGCGCCCGUGAGCGAGCUGCGGUUCAACCUGCCGACGACGGAGCUGUUCAAGCAGGAGGGCAAGCGGGAGCAGCUCAGCGGGCACUUCAGCAAGCUGCUCAACAUCGGCAACCGGCCUGCUGGCGAGUACAGCGACGAGGACGACAUCCCCAGCCCGUUCGACCUGAGGCUCGGUAGGGAGAAGGCGGGCGGUGGUAACCGCGGGAAGAGGGCGAAGCUCGGCAAGCUCAUCAUUUACCCCGAGGGCCUGAAGAUGCUGGACCUGGUGAUAGCUGCGAACAUGGGAGUCUGGUGGGGAGCUUGGGAGAAGAGCUUCUAG
Molecule: messenger RNA, 1830 nt
Organism: Colletotrichum karsti
Lineage: Eukaryota; Fungi; Ascomycota; Sordariomycetes; Glomerellales; Glomerellaceae
Exons: 2
Coding region: 1-1830 (609 amino acids)
Source: RefSeq, a predicted model, not a curated record